AUGGCCCACUCCAGCUGCUCCUCUUGCUCUAAGCCUACCUGCUGCAAGACCACCUGCUGGAAACCAGCCUGUGUCACUAGCUGCUCUAGCACACCCUGCUGUCCACCUAGCUGCUGUGGAUCCAGCUGCUGCCAGUCAUGCUGUCCUCCAACUUGCUGUGAAACCACCUGCUGCAAGACCACCUGCUGCAAACCAGCCUGUGUCACCAGUUGCUGCAGCACACCCUGCUGUCCACCCAGCUGCUGUGUGUCCAGUUGUUGUGGUAAAUCCAGCUGUGAGUCCAGCUGCUGCCAGCCCUGUUUUACCCCAACUUGCUGUGAAACCACCUGCUGCAAAACCACCUGCUGCAAGCCAGCCUGUAUGGUCAGCUGCUGCAGCACACCCUGCUGUGAGCCCAGCUGCUGUGAGCCUUGCUGCUGCCCCAGUUGCUGCAUCAUUCCCUGCUGCCAGCCCUGCUGCCCUCCUACUUGCUCUGGAACCACCUGCUGCAGGACCACCUGCUCCAAAAAAUCCCAUGUGACCCGCUGCUGCAGCACACCCUGCUGCCAGCCCUGCUGUUGUGUGUGCACCUGCUGCCAGCCUUGCUGCCCGUAA
Messenger RNA from Marmota flaviventris (yellow-bellied marmot), 594 nucleotides. Its product is annotated as keratin-associated protein 9-7-like. The record is from RefSeq and is a predicted model, not a curated record. Gene Ontology annotation, cellular component: keratin filament. Lineage: Eukaryota; Metazoa; Chordata; Mammalia; Rodentia; Sciuridae.